Molecule: messenger RNA, 1422 nt
Organism: Trichoderma gamsii
Lineage: Eukaryota; Fungi; Ascomycota; Sordariomycetes; Hypocreales; Hypocreaceae
Exons: 1
Coding region: 1-1422 (473 amino acids)
Source: RefSeq, a predicted model, not a curated record
AUGGACCUUGCACAGCUUCCGGAUGUGAGCAACUGGCUUGUCACAGCGGAUAAUCCAGCUCGCCAUGAUAUAUCAGGGAUGGACCAUGAACGAUGCGCAGCUCUGCACAAUUACUUGUUACACUAUGCCUGGCUGGCUGAGGGUCGUCCUUCAGCCAGUCUGAGUAACAACACAAACACCUUCUUCACCGUUCACGGUACAGCAGCCGAGCUCGUUCGUACGCGGCUCAAUGUUUCUCUGGCGACGUUCCUUGAUACCGCCAAGCUGCCUCCCGAAGAUGUUGACUGGUUCCCAUUCUUCUUUUGGGCCGGCGGGCUCUCCGACCCAGCCUCACUCAUCGACGAAGGCCUCACCGACUUGUUCGACCAGCCAGAAGACAGCCUGGUGUGCUUGUACUUCCCCAACGUCGGUCAGGGCGGUGAAUCUGGUGGCGGCGUGCUCUACCACCAGCGCCACCACCGGGCCGCGGUAUUCAUGCAUAUGGACGACCUCGACUUUGCGUUACCCGUGGAGGCCCACAGAGAGCUCUGGCAUCCCCUUGAGACAGUGCUGUCCAACUGGAUCGGCCUGAUUCACCUUGGCAAGGUUGCAGCGUCACCUAGGGACGAGCCGGCCCUGUAUGACAGCGAGAAAAUCGGCCCCUGGGAAUGGCGGCCCUACAGCGAAGCCCAAGUCACGUCUUGCAUCAGCGCAUGGAACCGCCUGUGCGAGGCCAUCGAGGCGCGGAUGCCAUCACAGCCUCCGCCAGCCGCAGAUCCAGAGCCUCUGCUGACACCCGCCGCGCUCGAUGGAGCCUCGUUGCCUCAAGACUGCUUUUCGCGCUCGUUUCUCACCGCUGCUCGGCGGCCUCUGUUUGAUUUCGUUGCUCCCGGCCUUUUGCUGCCUCCGGCGGACACGUCUGUCUUUGCCGCCGUGCAACCCUUUAUGAAAUUGUCUCGCGGUUGUCACACCAUACCCUCCGUUUGCAUUUUCCCUGCUGCCGGCGGUGAGGAGGUUGACAUAACGGGAUUGUCAUAUCUGUUUUCCACCGGCAUUGAUGACUCAGUGCCGUCUCGUGUCCCUGCUGGCGUGUACACCGAACCAGUUGAGAGGAGUAAUUACGACUAUGCUGAGGAAGGAUUUCGGAUGUUGCUUCCGUACGGCUUCAGGGGCGAGUGGGAUGACAAUUUAUGCGCGCGGAAAAGUGAUGGAUCGGCUAUCGAAAAAAAUAACGGUACGGAGCUUUUUCAGCACGGAUACAAACCUUUUGGUGGCGACUAUUACCGGGCUCAACGGCUGGAACGCUUGUUUGAGUGUUGGUUCAAGCUUGUUGACGACGGCAUCUGGUCGGUUGGGCCACAAGGGGUAGAAGGCACCAUUGAUACUUUCAAGGAGGCUGAUACAGAGCGGUGGAAGGACUAUCUCAUCCCGCCCACUUGGUGA